This is a messenger RNA of Trichoplax adhaerens, 1491 nucleotides long. RefSeq lists its product as uncharacterized. The annotation marks the transcript as partial. Gene Ontology annotation, molecular function: protein kinase activity; peptide receptor activity; guanylate cyclase activity. The record is from RefSeq and is a predicted model, not a curated record. NCBI's taxonomy places the organism in Eukaryota, Metazoa, Placozoa, Uniplacotomia, Trichoplacea, Trichoplacidae. Gene Ontology annotation, biological process: intracellular signal transduction; receptor guanylyl cyclase signaling pathway; protein phosphorylation. The transcript is spliced from 12 exons.
UUAAGUAAUAUUCAUAACGAUAACCUAAAUCCUUUCAUUGGUGCUGCCAUACAAGAUAACGAUAUUUACAUUUUAACAAAUUAUUGUCCUCGUGGAAGCUUACAGGAUGUUCUAAAGAGCGAAAAUAAUGAAUUGGACAUAGUCUUUAAGUUAUCUUUUGCCUAUGAUAUCAUCAAGGGUAUGAUCCAUAUUCAUUCAAGUGACAUCAAAUACCAUGGUAAUCUAAAAUCUUCUAAUUGCCUUGUGGAUGGACGUUGGACAGUUAAACUAACCGACUUUGGCAUGCCUUCAUUACGACGUGCUGUGAAAAUACCGUCUCAAAAAUUUGCGUUUAUAUUAGAUGCAUUCUGGACAGCACCAGAACUUUUACGAUUGUCAGGAGAUAGAAUAGCUGGGACUCAAAUGGGAGAUGUAUACAGUUUUGGUAUUGUAUGGUCUGAAAUUAUGACACGCAAGCUUCCUUAUAUCGAUUUCUCUUUAGAUGCAAAAAGCAUUGUAGAAAUGGUAAAACUGGGCUACGUAAACCCUCCGUUAAGACCAGACAUCAACGAUAUUGAUUGUCCGGAUGAAAUUAAAACAAUUAUCUGUACCUGUUGGGAUGAGAUCCCCCAAAUGCGACCUACAUUCUCGGUAAUCAAGAAAAAAUUGAAAUCGUCGUCCUAUGGAAAGGAUACUGAUAUAUUAGAUAAUGUUGUCGCACUACUCGAAAAGUAUGCUAACCAUCUUGAAGAUUUGGUUGAAGAAAGAACCAAUGAGUUAAUUGAAGAGAAGAAAAAAACCGACGAUCUAUUGUAUCGAAUGCUUCCUAAACAAGUAGCAGAGCAACUAAAAAAAGGUGAAACAGUUACAGCUGAAUUAUACCAGGAAGUUACCAUAUAUUUUAGCGAUAUUGUUGGAUUUACCAAGCUUUCUGCGAAAAGUACACCUAUGCAGGUUGUAAAUUUGUUGAAUGAUCUAUACUCCCUCUUUGAUAGUAUUAUUGUUGGCUACGAUGUGUAUAAGGUUGAAACAAUUGGCGAUGCGUAUAUGGUAGCGUCGGGCUUACCAGUCAAAAAUGGUAAACUACACGCCAAAGAAAUUGCUGAUAUGGCAGUUUUAAUACUAGAUUCAGUAAGUCGCUUUAGUAUCAGGCACAUGCCGAAUGAAAGCCUUAGACUUCGAAUUGGAAUUCACAGCGGUCCAGUUGUAGCUGGUGUAGUAGGCUUAACCAUGCCUCGUUAUUGCUUGUUCGGAGAUACAGUCAAUACCGCCAGCAGAAUGGAAUCACAUGGAGAAGCAUCGCGUAUUCAUAUCAGCGAAGCUACAAAAAAAUUUAUAGACGCGAGUUCUGACUACCGAAUAGAAGAAAGAGGAGAAAUCGUCAUUAAGGGUAAAGGUAAGCUAAGGACUUAUUGGUUGACUUCUAAUUCACAUAAAUGUAAAGUUCGCACAAGGUUCGUACCAAGAGAAGAUAGCAUAUUAGUUGAAGAAAGUGUCACAACCGAGGUUUAA